Molecule: messenger RNA, 1065 nt
Organism: Arthroderma uncinatum
Lineage: Eukaryota; Fungi; Ascomycota; Eurotiomycetes; Onygenales; Arthrodermataceae
Exons: 5
Coding region: 1-1065 (354 amino acids)
Source: RefSeq, a predicted model, not a curated record
AUGCAGGCCUUUGGUGAGGAUCUCUUUCUCUUUGACCUUCCCAAGAGCAGGAGGCCUAGAUUUACCUUGAGCCUACGCAUCAUUGAUAUGAUCAACGUCCCCUUGGUCGUUGGCUCAGCCUAUGUUAAAUGGCAACUGCCAUCUUCAGUUUCUGCUGACCAUAAUGGCCACACAGAAAAGGCUCUGCUCCAGGACCACAGGGCAUCGUGGGAUUACGAGAAGCUGAUGGUCGUUAGACUUACAGUUGAUAGAAACCAGAUGCUCCAAGACUGUGAUCUUCAGCUUGAUAUCUUUCAAGAGUUUACGGCCGGAAACCGUGCUGAUAGAGUACCUUUGGGGAAUAUCAAAUUAAACCUGGCGGAGUAUGUUGAUAAGACUGAGAGCGAUGAGGGGAUUAUGAGAAGAUACUUGAUGCAAAGUAGCAAGAUCAACGCCACAGUCAAAAUCGGCAUUGCAAUAUCCCAGAUUGAGGGAGACAGCAACUUUAUCGCACCACCACUCAAGCCUGCCACGGUAUUCUCCGGGAUUGCUGGGGUGAUGUCAACCGAGCAUGGAGAAAUCAAUGAUGAUGGCCAUAUCCCUUCAAUUAAUAAUAGGGGCCGCGAGUAUAGCGACCUUCAGGACAUGUAUCGCUCGACUUUAGCUGCAGCCUGGGUAACCCUUCCCGAUGAGCUACCUCCAGAUCAACUGAUAGAGAACAUAUUUGCCGGUGGAGAUGGCUUCCCGUCAAACUACUCACGGCCUAAGGUAGAGGAUGAUGAAGAAGACGACGAUGACGAGUCUAUCAGCGAUGCAGAUUCACGUCGAACUGUCCGUGAUAACAAAAAUUCUCCAGGCCACAGCCCAAGAAUUAAAGACCCCUUUGCUACUCAUUCCCGAAGUGACAGCAGGCAGUCCGAUUUUUCGUUCGGUGCUGGCGGGAAGGAAAGAAUCGACACCCAUACAUAUGAAAGGCCGAGCGGGAAAAAGCGGAAGAAAAAGGCUCUCACUGAGUUUGACCUUCGUGAGGACCUCCGCAGCUGGGAGGUCUCAUGGGCCAAGGAAGAUCAACUACAACAACAGUGA